Messenger RNA from Sitophilus oryzae (rice weevil), 2324 nucleotides. RefSeq names its product prostatic acid phosphatase (gene Acph-1). Gene Ontology annotation, biological process: dephosphorylation. Bases 290 to 1522 code for a protein of 410 amino acids. Gene Ontology annotation, molecular function: phosphatase activity. The record is from RefSeq and is a predicted model, not a curated record. The transcript is spliced from 3 exons. NCBI's taxonomy places the organism in Eukaryota, Metazoa, Arthropoda, Insecta, Coleoptera, Curculionidae.
GAAAAAGGACAUCGAUACUGAAAAAUUUCAAAUUGAAAUGAACUACUGUGAAAUGAAUCAGAAUCAAUGGUCAGAAUGUACUUUAGAACUGCCCUUAACGUAAAAUUCAUCAAUUUUUAUUUACGUUUGUGAUGUAGUGUGGUUUGGGAACCGGGGGUUGUUUUUAGUAUAUAGUAACAUAUGUUUCUAGAAAUGUUACUCACUUUAUAAUUUGUAUACACAUUUAUAUUAAUUUAUGGCUGUAUUUUCUAAUCUUAUCUCCAAGAAUUUUUGUUAAAUACUAGUAAAAAUGAAUUUCUGGUUACUCCUUUUAAUUUCUGUCUUUGCUGUAUGCAGUUCUGAACCAGCUUUAAAAGCAGUUGUAGUAGUAUUUCGACAUGGAGAUAGAACACCUGUUAGGCCUUAUCCCACUGAUCCCUACAAAAACAGAUCUUACUGGCCAGAAGAUUGGGGAAUGUUGACUAAUACUGGAAAACGCCAACAUUAUGAAUUAGGUCAGUACUUUCGCCAGCGUUACGCAGAUUUUUUGCCAGAAGAAUAUUCAGAAAGAGAUAUUUUCGUACGUUCUACGGAUGUGGAUCGUACGCUUAUGUCUGCCGAGGCUGAUUUGGCGGGACUAUAUCCUCCAAUAAAGACUGACAUUUGGGAUAAUAAUCUACUUUGGCAGCCCAUCCCAAUUCACACCACUCCGGAGAAUAUGGACGCAGUUCUUGCUGAGAAAAAACCUUGCAAAAAGCACGGCUAUUUACUUAAACAAUUAUUAAAAAAUGACUACUUUAGAAAUAUAAGUCAUACGUAUCAUGAUUUAUAUGCCUAUCUGACAAGAAAUUCAGGAGAUACUAUAAGUGACUUAACGCAUUUAGAAUAUUUAUAUAACACUUUUUAUAUUGAGACGCUUUACAACUACACAUUACCUGAAUGGGCUCAGAAAGUAUAUCCCACAAAAAUGAAAUAUUUGGCAAGCUUAAGUUUCGCUAUAAAUACUUAUACUUCUGAUCUUGCUAGACUAAAAACGGGUCCUUUCUUUAAUGAACUAAUCAAUUACUUUAAAAAUCGUUCAGCUACCGAGGAUAAUGCGAUAUAUUAUGCACCAAAGUUCUUAAUGUUUUCUAGUCACGAUACAAUCGUUGCCAAUCUUUUAAAUUCAAUGGGUGCUUUCGAAUAUCACAAUCCACCUUAUACAGCUACAGUACUGUUUGAAUUAUACAAGUCUUCAGGAAGAUCAUACGUAAAAGUAUUUUAUAAAAACACAACAGACGCCAGACUUGUUUCAGUACACAAUUGCGAGUCUGAAUGUGACCUAGAGAAAUUUAUUGAAAUUUUGAAACCAAUUACAUUGACUCUUGAAGAAUGGGAAUCUGAAUGCAAUAGUUUGUUAUUUGAUACUUGGCAUUUAUAUUUACUUUUAAUUUCUUUGUUAUUUUUCGUGUCUUCUUGUGGAUUCUACAUUUUUGUUCUAGUUAGGAAUUGUAAAUCAGAAAAUAAUAUGUAUACCCAGUUACCUGAUGAAGAGUGCGCCUAAAACCAUUAUUUUAGUUAGGUAGGUAAAUUAAUUUUAUGUCGCAAAAUAUUGUUCAGUAUUAAAACAGCUUAAAAAAAGUUUAAGAUUGACUGAAAUUAGGCAUUGAAAUAAUUAUUAAUUUGUCAGAGAUUUUGGAGUAUCCUUUAUUCAAGAGAAGUACUUAAAUUAAAAGUUUUAUUGUUAACUUGGUUUUUAGUUUGUGACCGUCAGAUUUUAAAUGAAUAUGUAAAAAAAUAUGAGAUUUCUCAGAUCUUUUUUAUUAUUAUGUUAAAAUAAUAAACUUCAAAAUACCUUCAAACUCGUAUGAUACGAAAAUCAAAUCAGAAUAUACGUUAAAUAGUAUACUUGAGUUGAGGAGCAGACUUUCUAGAUGCAUUUGAUCCAUUUUUUCGAAUUUUGGCAAACAAAGAAAAACUGCUACGAUUUUUGCAAGAAACUUACCUAAAAACUAGUAUACUUGAAAAAUGGAUAAAAAAUCAUAAAAAUAGUACACCUACAUGUGAAAAAUCUAGUUUUGAUAUCUGAAAAAAUUGAAAAAAACUGUUGACUUGAAAUUGACCUGAAAAAAUUGACGUGAAAAUUCUAUUUUUCUGUUACGGUCUGUAUCCCUAACUACAUGGUCGUAGUUCCAUUCAUUAUUUUAAGUAGUAUGAUUAAAGAAAUAGAGAAGUUGUAGUACAGAAAAAAAAUCUUCAUCUGUGGCAAUGACAAACAGCAGUAUAAAAAAUGUCUAUACCUAUGUGGCGGAUUCAUCUUUCCAAAAAAAUCCUUUAUGGGUAUUUCGCCACUGCACUGCAAGAAA